AGGGGAGUGGUCUGCUGAUGUAGCCGUGUUUGGAGCGCUGUUUCCCGGCCAGCCUCCCAGCUGUGACUCGCUGUGAUUUCUUCCUCUGCCCGUCUCUGUCAGUCCCAUCAGGGGCCUUUCCUCUUCUUCUCCUCCUCCUCGGCUGCCGCUCCUUCCGGUAAAAGAUGGAGCACCGUACGGUCCUCCCCGCUCUGCUCUUCCUCUCCGCCGUCUGUCUGCAGCCGGUGUCCGCCGCCGCGGCUUCACGGACGGGACCGAAAGUCACCGAGAAGGUGUUUUUUGACAUCACAGUGGCGGGGCACGAGGUGGGGCGGAUCGUCAUCGGCCUUUUUGGGGAGGUCGUCCCACUCACUGUCAAUAACAUUGUCGCCCUGGCAACCGGAGAGAAAGGUUACGGCUACAAAGGGACAAAGUUUCACCGAGUCAUCAAAGACUUCAUGAUCCAGGGAGGAGACUUCACGGCUGGAGACGGAACCGGAGGUCACAGCAUCUAUGGGACAACUUUUGCAGAUGAAAACUUCAAACUGAAGCAUUUAGGAGCCGGCUGGGUGAGCAUGGCGAACGCCGGUCCGGACACAAACGGGUCUCAGUUCUUCAUCCUGUCGACCAAAGCUCCGUGGCUGGACGGGAAACACGUGGUGUUUGGUAAAGUUCUGGACGGCAUGGCUGUGGUUCACACCAUCGAGCUCCAGGACACAAACGACAGGAACCUGCCGUACACCGAGUGUGUGAUCGUCAACAGCGGCAGGAUCCCCGUCAAAGAGCCCUUCAUAGUGGAGGUGGAGGGCUGGUAAAAGACACCGUACUGUAAAACAAAGACGGUAUACUAGAGAUCAAUCAGAAGUCGUGGUUUCAUCGUUUUCAGUUUCAUAUCGUUACUGUCUUUGCACUUCGACAUGCAAACGCUAACUAGCAGGAAGGGCUCGGAGAUGUUUUCAAACAUGGUCGUUUAAAACGUUACUUGGAACUUUCUCAGACUUCUUUUGCAGCUAAUGUAGCCGCCCCCUACUGGCCAUCAGAAAGAAUGCAAGUUUAAGGCAUUUUGCUAACCUUUAGCAUUAAGAUGAAGCUUGUGACAUGUUAGCAUAGGAUGGCUAAUGCUUCCAUGCUAACAAAUAGGACUUCUGAUUGAUUUCUUCUGUACGCAGAUAAAAUAUAAUGUCAUUUAGAUACAAACAGAUAAAACACAAAAUGAUGUCUAACAGUUGUUUUGAAAGGAGGGAAUAUUUUUAUUAACUUAGUGACAUAUAUGAAGACGUCCACUCGUGUCACUUCCAGCUCUGAGUUGAAUGCAUCAUUCAUCAUCAAGAAGUUCACAAACAUCAGCACGUUGAACUAUUCACUACGCUCAGGCUUAAAACAUAUCUCUAAAAUGUCACUUUUUGAACGAGAUUCAUGUUUGACAUGAUGCAUGUUUACAAUUUUCAGAUUUUUGUGGUUAUUUUGACCUUUUUAGAGAAUCAUGUAGCGUUUUAGUAGAGCCCGACCGAUGAAUCGGCCGAUGUUAGCAUGUCCAGUGACUUUCGGUGUCGGCUAGUUUUAUCGCAGAUAUGACUAGAUUUAUUCACCAUUUAAAUAGCAUUUCAUUUGAGUUUUAUUGUAUUACACUGGCAGUUCUCUUUCACCAGCAGAGGGCGCUAUAUGGAUUACAGUAAGCAUCAUCACUCUCCUGAGUGUAAACGAGGAUGCACGUACACGCUCAGUUCAUUUCCAGUUGAGUGACCGUCUUGUCUUUUCCACAAGUGUUUGAUUCACAUUUAAUCAAUCAAUGUGAUAAAUGUAUAAAUCUAUAUCUAUCUAUCUCUUUAGAUCAAACAUAUAUCUAAGAAAGAUGUCGGCCGAUAUAUCGGUAUCAAAUUUUUUUUCUCCCUAAUAUCGGCCCCAAAAUCGUAUCGGUCCUUAUCGGUCGGGCCCUGCAUUUUAGCAAGGGUAGCGAGGUGGAUGUUUUUAGAUCCUAUUAAUUGUGAUGAGGUUAAUGUGUGACAUUCAUUUAAAAGAAGGAUUUAUGAUUGAUGGAGCUGGAUAUAUAAAGUCGGGCGUACACUGCAUGAUUUCAAGCUGAAUAAGACCCACAUUUUUAGGGUUAGGGUGGUGCUUUGUUAGUCGUGCAGUUGAGAGCAGAGCCACGAGCGCCCCCAGACUACUUUUCCUGAUUGUUCCUGCACAAAAAGUGACAGUCUCCGAAAUCACCAUGGCAACAGAAGGCAUGCCUUUUUAAUUCAGCUUGUUAGUUAGCUUGUGUGAUGCCGGUAUGUGUAUUUGAGCCGUGCAUAUGAGACAUUUUUAAAUGCUCCAUCUUGAUUUAGAGGGUACUUAAAGCGUAUUUGAAGUGAGCUCUCAAGUCGUGCCCGACAAUCAGGUCGUACAGUGUGAGCACAUAAAUCGUGAGCUUUUGUCGUGCGUCGUAAAAGAAUCAGUCGUUCGGUUUGAGCUGACAUCUCACCACGACUUUAAAACAAUCUCACAGUGUACGCCAGGCUUUAGGGUUCAGCAGAUAGUGACACAUAAAUGUCAGUUUGAUGUCAGUGUGUUCGGUAUUUACAAGGUUCACUGUGGUUUAUGCUAACGGUUUUAACGUUAGCAUUCAUGCAUGUUUAGCGGGUGGUGCCAGUUAGCAUCAACCCUAAAAAUACAAAGAAAUAAUGAACUGUGACUCAAACUAGCCCCUCGUGAACCUCCGAGUGCCAAAUCGUUCUUUGUUUGCCACAUUUUUAUUGCACUUUCUAUGCAUCUAAUCCAGAAUUAUAUCAAACAUAUGCAACAAUAAACAAAAAAACUGUAGCAAGGGUCGAAUGGCGUUGUAGCACUUUCUAUUUAUUUUGUAGCAUCAUUAAAUUCUUUCUCAUGUUUCAAUAUCUUCUCCUCUGCAAAAACGACAGCACAAACUGCACUGGAGGAAAUGUUCAGAACGUGCAGAGUGGUGAUCGACACUGAUAAAUUGUUUGUUAUGCUGACUAACACGAGGUCAGAGAUGUCAUUCUGUCUCGUUACGUUCGAUCUUUUAACACGUGUGGUUUAUACUGAAACUGUCAUUUGAUCAAAAGAUGUUCCGACUGAUAUCCCUCACGCCACUAAAUCGAUGCAACAUAUCAGAUUUUAUGUUUUUCAUUGUUUUUAAUAACAGCAGAAGAAGAGUGCCAACAGUUGUUGUAUUUUCUACAUUAAACAUGAUGCUGUUGAUCAAUGA
Labrus mixtus (cuckoo wrasse) is the source of this 3187-nucleotide messenger RNA. RefSeq names its product peptidylprolyl isomerase C (gene ppic). The coding region runs from base 165 to 794 and encodes 209 amino acids. Gene Ontology annotation, biological process: protein peptidyl-prolyl isomerization; protein folding. The transcript is spliced from 7 exons. Gene Ontology annotation, molecular function: peptidyl-prolyl cis-trans isomerase activity. NCBI's taxonomy places the organism in Eukaryota, Metazoa, Chordata, Actinopteri, Labriformes, Labridae. The record is from RefSeq and is a predicted model, not a curated record. Gene Ontology annotation, cellular component: intracellular membrane-bounded organelle.